This is a messenger RNA of Exophiala bonariae, 1263 nucleotides long. RefSeq lists its product as uncharacterized. Gene Ontology annotation, biological process: sulfite transmembrane transport; transmembrane transport. The transcript is spliced from 3 exons. Gene Ontology annotation, cellular component: plasma membrane. The record is from RefSeq and is a predicted model, not a curated record. Gene Ontology annotation, molecular function: sulfite transmembrane transporter activity. Lineage: Eukaryota; Fungi; Ascomycota; Eurotiomycetes; Chaetothyriales; Herpotrichiellaceae. Bases 1 to 1263 code for a protein of 420 amino acids.
AUGUCGUCCCAGGCUGAUACCGUGCAAAGCAAUGGGCUGGAAGCUCAUGGCCACCUUGACGAUGGACGGGUUCAUCAGUGGAGAGGACCGUCCAAGAGAGGCGCCUUUCGCGCCAUGGUGCAGGAUUUCAGUCCCUUGUGGUUCACAUGGUGCAUGAAUGCAGGAAUUAUCGCUAUAUUGAUGCAUCAGGAACCCUAUCAAUUCUGGGGACUCGGCGUACUCUCGACCAUUGCAUUCCUGGCUGAUUUUGUUUUCUUCAUCUUCUUUUCAAUUAUUAUGUUGUUACGACUGAUCUUGUUUCGACGACAAGCAUAUCACGAAUUGGUUGGUGAUACAUCCGAGCUAACACUACUCGCGUGUUGGCCGGUUGCAUGGCUGACUCUUACGGCGUUUGUCGCUCUCAAUGUCAGCGGAUCGAGCUGGGGAGGCCACCAUUUUACUAUUGUUGCAUAUGUCAUGUGGUGGAUAGGGGCAGCAUGGAUGCUUGCAACACUCUUAUUCGUCUUCAUUGCAUUGAUCCGGCGCAGGACUCUGGCGGAGCAACCACUUCCACCCACGAUACUCAUUCCUACUGUGGGUCUCACUACCGUCGCCACUAUCGGGGGCGUGGUCUCAACCUAUUCAACCGCAAUAUCCGCAAGAAUGGCAGUGCCGGUGAUAAUCACGUCCUUCUGUUUCGUCGGGCUUGGACUGUUCAUGGCACUCAUUUUCUACGCCCAGAUCCUGCAGCAACUACUCCAUAAAGGCUGGCCGCAACCCGAACAGACCGCAACCCUUUUUGUUCUGGUGGGUCCCAUGGGACAAGGUUCGGCGGCAUUGCAGCUUCUCGGCUCGGCCGCAAGCACGUACGGGAGAUUUGCCGGCUAUAACAAGGGCAGUUUUCUCACAGAGGCAGCAGGACCACCCCUUGAAAUGGCUUGCGUGUUGAUUGCCUUACUAUUGACCGGAAUCUCGGUCAUUGGGCUUGUUUUGGCAUUAUAUGCCAUGUUCGAACGGGCAUUCAACAAGGAACUGACUUGGGCUCCCACAUGGAAUAGCAUCAUAUUCCCGACCGGUACCCUGGCGACAUCCUUUUUGUAUUUCAGCAUGGAAAUGGACUCACCAUUCUUCCGGACCAUGAUGACUAUCCUUCUUUUGUUUAUGAUUUCAGUGUUCUUCCUAAAUCUGGCUUUCACAGCAUGGAAGAUUUCACAAGGCCAGAUUUUGGUGGUAAGAGAAGACCCUCGCAUGAAGCAAGAUGGAGAUGAUCAAAAGCAGCGAUAG